Molecule: messenger RNA, 891 nt
Organism: Aspergillus aculeatinus CBS 121060
Lineage: Eukaryota; Fungi; Ascomycota; Eurotiomycetes; Eurotiales; Aspergillaceae
Product: DUF3602 domain-containing protein
Exons: 6
Coding region: 374-769 (131 amino acids)
Source: RefSeq, a predicted model, not a curated record
GAUGGGCAAGACGCCUGGUCCUGCAGCCCUUCAGGUGGGACUGACACUAGAAGAGAUUAAGUUUUCCAUGGUCCCUUGACCUCGGGUGGGAGAGUCAUCUCGAACACUCGAACACUCCGAAGGCGCGGUGCGGUGGCCCAGCCCGACAAAGUAACUUACCAGGGCCGUAAUCCGUUGCGACACGAACUAUUAUAUAUUGCGACGAACCUCCUUCCGCCACCAUAUUUCAGUCACAUCUGACAUACUCUUGCACUCCCCUUGACAUUGAGCACGCAAACAGAUCGCAUAGUCUUCAAACCAAAGACAACUUCACUUCAAUCUACAAGCAGACCACAAAACGCACCCUCGCAACACCUCAAAAGAAUAAAAAAAAAUGGGCGAACACGACCCCAUCGUAUCGCACGGCCGAGGAGGCCAAGGCAACAUCGGCGCCGACUCAACCGAAUACGUCGACGCCGCCAUCGUCCGUGAAGGUAUCUACGGCGACCAAGGCGACGGCGCCUACUCCGCCGGUCGCGGCGGAGCAGGCAACAUCGGCUCCCCGCACGUCCGUCCCACCUCGAAGGUGCCGCACGACGCGGAAAUGAUCCCCGAGCUGGCGAUCCGGCAGUCCGUCGACGGGGAUUAUCAUACUGGUCGCGGCGGACAAGGCAACGUGCAUCUCGACGAGGAACACCGCAAGGAGAAGGAGAAGAAGCAGCAGCACCGGCAUGAUCAGUAUGAGGGGUUGGCGGAUAAAUUGAAGUAUAAGAUUUUUGGGCGCAAGUGAGCUUGAGGCAUCAGAUUCGCUGUUGGUGGUAGAUAUGGAUUGGAUGAGGUAGAGAUGAGGUGAGGUGGGUUUUCUUUUUUCUGUCUUGGGCUUGGAUUUUUUUCUUGGUUGAUUCCCUGGUU